AUGGUAUGUAUCGUCGCGUUCCUUCUACUAGCACACCAAGAAAAAAUCGCCCUCAACCGCCUAGUUUUGGUGGGCAAUGAUACACCCGAAUCUCUCUACGAUGUUUAUGAACCAAGCAGUGUAGGAUUUCCCAAACCGAUUGGCGAUAUACGUAUGAGUAAGGUCCAGACUGAAACUCUUGGCACAUAUCAGGCGUUGUAUUGCUCGCGUUCUUUGAAAAGUAGAGAAAUUGCAACCCGUCUAACAGAAAAUCUUUUAAAUAUUAAUCAUAGGUCACAUUACACCACCAACUUAAUCCGUCCAGAUGUUACUACAUGUUACUCUUACCUUGGAUCACUGAAACGUGAUAAGCCCGAGAGGGAGAUACUAUGGUCGUCCGCUGAUGAAGAGAAAUGCACUCCAGAGUUAAUUCUCAACUUGAGCUAUAACAAUAUUGUCUUAGUGACCGGACCAUUUCAAGACUUUUUCCCACAACCUGACUCUUUCAUGAUCAAGAUUAAUAUCGAGAAGCAAUUGCACCUAGGAGAACUAGUUGACAACCAACGUAUUUUCAGAAACAAAGAAUGGUCGAACAACCAUGUUGUACUUGCUUGGUAUCAGGGAAACUUACAUCUUUUUCAAUGGCUCGACGGGCGCUACUGGUAUCCAGUGACAAGCGUUGGUGGCGAGAAGUCUAACGGACUCAUGUUAUUCUACUUUGUGCUUGGCUUGGACCGCAAGAUUUGGGAUCUCAGACCUCAUAUCCCCACUGCCAUCGAACGUAGCUUGGCAAGUCCGCAGUGGAGGCGCCACGAAGAGAAAAUUUUAAAAUACGUUUAUGAGGAAUCAGACUUAUUAAAUGAUAACAUAAAGAUGCCCAUCGGCCGGCUCACUUCAUCCCCUGUAAAAGGCCAACUAUAUAGAGGAAUUAAUCAAAGGCAUCCUAUAUACCCCUGGGCAUCUUGGAACCUAUCACCAGUUGUAGAUGCUGUUGUGCUCAGCUAUGGUAGCCCUGGCAGGUAG
This is a messenger RNA of Blumeria graminis f. sp. triticale, 1002 nucleotides long. Lineage: Eukaryota; Fungi; Ascomycota; Leotiomycetes; Helotiales; Erysiphaceae. The record is from the annotation of a GenBank genome assembly.